GCGGAUUAUACAAGAGAUAUCCGGUUGUCCCUUAUUAUCGCCCCACUCUUACGGCUACUCUCUUCCGUGCGUGCUGCUUCUGCACUUCGGCUGCUUCUCCCUCUCUCUCUUCAAACAGCGAAGCAAGUUACAGAGAUGAGCAGCUGGCGAAGUUUUCUCCUCAGAAUUGGAGAUAAAUGUCCUGAAUACGGUGGAAACUCUGAUAUUGAAGAUCACAUUGAAAAAUGUUAUGGCAUUUUGUGGCGUGAACUGGACCACUCUCCAGAUGAUAUCUCAUUGUUUUUAUUACAAUGUGCUGAGCAGCUGCCACACAAGAGUUCUAUAUAUGGAACACUGGUUGGUUUGAUAAAUUUGGACAAUGAUGAUUUUGUUAAGAGAGUGGUCAGCGAUACCCAAACUAAUUUACAGAAUGCUUUGGAUUUGGGAAGUUGCGACAAGAUUCGCAUACUAUUGCGAUUCCUCACAGUACUGAUGUGUAGCAAUGUUGUUCAACCAAGUGCUGUUAUUGAAGUCUUUGAGGCUUUGCUUUCCUCAGCCGCUACAACGGUAGAUGAGGAGAAAGGGAAUCCAUCAUGGCAAGCACGAGCUGAUUUUUAUGUGACUUGCAUUUUAUCUUGCCUGCCUUGGGGAGGGGCUGAGCUAUUUGAGCGUGCUUCAGAGGAAAUUGAGAGAGUUAUGGUUGGUAUUGAGGCUUACUUGAGCAUCAGAAAGCGUGUCUCUGAUACUGGCUUCUUAGUAUUUGAUAAUGAUGAUAAAACUGAUGAAAAUAUUGCUGAGAAGGAUUUUUUGGAGGACUUAUGGGAGCGAAUUCAAGCCCUCUCAAGCAAUGGAUGGAAAGUUGAUAGUGCUCCUAGACCCCACCUUUCCUUUGAAGCACGAUUAGUAUCUGGCAAAUGUCAUGACUUUGGGCCGAUAAGCUGCCCUGAACAACCUGCCGCUUUGUCAUCCCUAUCUAUGAACAGAAGUGAUAAACAAAAGCAUGAAGCUGAGUUGAAGUAUCCUCAAAGGCUUCGUAGACUUAAUAUAUUUCCUGCAAGUAAAAUUGAGGAGAAUAUGCAGCCAAUCGAUCGCUUCAUUGUUGAGGAGUAUUUGCUCGAUGUGCUUAUGUACCUGAAUGGCUGCCGCAAAGAAUGUGCUGCCUAUAUGGUGGGCUUGCCUGUACCAUUUCGCUACGAGUAUUUGAUGGCAGAGACAAUAUUUUCACAGCUUCUUUUGCUUCCUCAACCAGCCUUCAAGCCAAUUUACUACACACUGGUCAUAAUUGAUCUUUGCAAGGCCCUUCCGGGAGCUUUUCCUGCAGUUGUGGCAGGAGCAGUUCGUGCUAUCUUUGAAAGGGUUGGUGACUUGGAUAUGGAAUGCCGCACGCGGCUUGUCCUCUGGUUUUCGCAUCACUUGUCAAAUUUUCAAUUUAUUUGGCAAUGGGAAGAGUGGGCUCAUUGCUUAGACCUUCCUAAAUGGGCCCCACAACGUGUUUUCGUUCAGGAAGUGUUGGAAAGAGAAGUCCGUUUAUCAUACUGGGAUAAAAUAAAGCAGAGCAUAGAGAAUGCCUCAACAUUAGAGGAAUUGCUUCCACCCAACGGUGGGCCCUCCUUUAAAUAUAGUGCUGGGGAUAGUGAGGAGCACUCCCUCUCAGAAAACCUUUGCACCAUGGUCAGAGGAAGGAAAACUGCUCGUGAAGUUAUAUCGUGGUUAGAAGAAGCUAUUGUACCAACCCAUGGCCCAAAAGUUGCACUUGAGGUGGUUGUUCAGACUCUCCUAGAUAUUGGAUCAAAAAGCUUCACUCAUCUUGUUAAUGUGUUAGAGAGAUACGGUCAAGUCAUCUCUAAGCUAUGUCCAGAUCAGGAAAAGCAGGUGUGGCUUAUAGACGAAGUGAGUUUGUAUUGGAAGAACAGUGCUCAGAUGACUGCCUUAACCAUCGACCGCAUGAUGGGUUACCGCUUGGUCUCAAAUCUAUCCAUCAUCAGUUGGGUUUUCUCUCCUGCUAAUGUUAAACAAUUUCAUACAUCUGAUCGUCCAUGGGAGAUUCUGAGAAAUGCUGUGGGCAAAACAUACAACCGCAUUCGUGAUCUGAGAAAAGAGAUAUCUUCUCUCGAGAAAAGCAUUGUUUCUGCUGAAGCUUCUGCAGCUGAGGCCCAAGCUGAAUCAGAUGCUGCCGAAUCAAGGCUUGAAGUAGUGGAUGGAGAACCUAUUCAAGCUGAACCCCCUUCGAGAUUGAAGCGCUUGAAAGCAUUUGCAGAGAAAGCAAAAGAAGAGGCAGUUUCUCUGCAGGAAUCUUUGGAGGCUAAGCAGGCCCUCCUUUCACGGGCCAUCACUGAAAAUGAGGCAAUGUUCAUAUCUUUGUACAAAAGCUUGGCAAAUGUGCUGAUGGAAUGCCUUCCUCGCGUCUAUUGUGACAAGCAUAAUGAUCACAUCCAGUUAGAUCUUGAUGAUGAAGAAUCAUCCAAAAUGGACGUGGAUGAUGAUGAGAACAAAAAAUCUAACCGGGGAGGUGAAAUUAAUGGCCAUGACACACAAGAAGAAGAGCAUUGGUGCCACUGUACGCUGGGAUAUGUCAAGGCUCUGUCUAGGCAGUACGCUUCUGAGAUCUGGCUGCAUAUAGAGAAGCUGGACGCUGAAGUGUUUACAAAAGAUAUGCAUCCAUCCUUUCUAAAUGCAGUGUAUGCUGGGUUACGACGUCCUUAUCGGUGACAUUCCCAUUGAAAACCAAAUGAAUGUACUUGUAAGUAGUCUCAAGGAUAUUUAUUAUCGAAGCUUUCAUCUUCAUCCUCUUUAUAAAGGCUAUUCAGUUUACCAAGCCAAGUGGUGGAGGAUAUAGGGAAGAACUGCCCUUGAGAAGAUCAGAUCCUUUUUGUGUUUCUUUUGCCUUUACAUUUUACUGAAAACGUGGGUUAGGGAGUUUUGGGAGGAAAUUGUGUUUUAGCUUGUGUUAUUUUGAGCUUUACUGAAUCAUGUAUAACAUUUUGGAAGUGUUCUGACUACCACUGAUGUAGGAAUGUUUAUUAAUGAAAUUUGGGUCUUGCACUCGUAGAGACUUUGAAUAGGAAGAUUUCAAUUCGAGGAGAGUCUUUUGGGAUGUAGGAGACUGUCUCACUUGGGGUGGAACGAGAAUUAUUAGAGUUUCCUUUGCUUUUACAUUUUUUGUAUUUUAUAUCAGUGUAUGAAGGUGAAAGAUUUGCAAUCUUAAUCUGAUAUAAAAUGAAGGGUGAUAUAAAAUGAA
Molecule: messenger RNA, 3217 nt
Organism: Amborella trichopoda
Lineage: Eukaryota; Viridiplantae; Streptophyta; Magnoliopsida; Amborellales; Amborellaceae
Gene: ABH1
Product: ARM repeat superfamily protein
Biological process (GO): nuclear-transcribed mRNA catabolic process, nonsense-mediated decay; mRNA export from nucleus
Cellular component (GO): nuclear cap binding complex; nucleus
Molecular function (GO): protein binding; RNA cap binding; mRNA binding
Source: RefSeq, a predicted model, not a curated record